Manis javanica (Malayan pangolin) is the source of this 542-nucleotide messenger RNA. The record is from RefSeq and is a predicted model, not a curated record. NCBI's taxonomy places the organism in Eukaryota, Metazoa, Chordata, Mammalia, Pholidota, Manidae.
GUGGUUGGCCUGUCCUCCGGGCACCGUGGCCACAGGGAGCAGCCACCAUGACGCCCACCCUCACGGCCCUGCUCUGCCUCGGGCUGAGUGUGGCCCCGAGGACCCACGUGCAGGCCGGGACCCUCCCCAAACCUACCAUCUGGGCUGAGCCAGGCUCUGUGGUCCCCCAGGGGAGCCCUGUGACCAUCUGGUGUCAGGGCACCCGGACGGCUCAGUGGUACCGUCUGCAAAAACAUGGAAGUUCAGUACCUGGGGACACACAGAGCCCACUGGGGCCCGGGGACAAGGCCAAGUUCUCCAUCCCAGCCAUGACAAGGCAGCGCACAGGGACCUACAGCUGUUCCUAUCACAGCCCCACUGGCUGGUCAGAGUGCAGUGACCCCCUGGAGCUGGUGGUGACAGGUGAGACCCACUCAGGGCCCCAGCCCCAGGCUCUGCCCUCAGGAAGGGGGUCUGCUCUCGGGUAUCCCCUCUCCCAUCCCAGCCCUGGGGGUACGUGGGGACAUGAGCCCCAUUUAUCACGGCCGCCUCCCCUCUCCUAG